AUGGCGCCGAAACCAAUGAAAAAUAUGGUCAUUGCCAUCAGUGGCACGUUUCCUGGCUACAAGCAGGCCGAUAUCAAGGUUCUUGUGGAGGAACAAGGUGCCUUGUUUAGCUCUUCGGUUACUGAUCAGUGUACCCAUCUGAUCACGACUCAGAAGGAUGUGGAAAAGAAGGGUACCAAAUACCAAGCUGCUGUUAAAUCGGCUACUUGCAAGAUCGUGUCAAUUUCCUGGCUGGAAGAAGUGGUUGCCUAUGAGAAGAAGGUCGCUGAAAACGCCUAUCUCCUGGAUGCGGGCGAAGCCGCUGAUGCAGCUGAUGGUGAUGAUGCAGCGGCUGAUACUAAGCAAAAUGGGAAGAGGACUACUCGAAAGGCCGCUGCCAAGGCCGCUGACAAGACUGCCGAUGAUGCUGCCAGUCAAGAUGCCAAUGGAGAUGACCAAAAGCCUGCCAAGAAGGCCGCCAAGUCCGAUGCGAAGUCUGCAGGAGCGGCAAAGACCGCCAAGAAGCGAGCUAUCAAGGAUGAAGAUAAAGAUGAAGAUGAUGAAGCCGACGCCAAGCCUACCAAGAAGCAGAAAAACUCUCAAAAGGCUUCCUCCAAGACCAUGAGUAUCCCUGUGGAUGAGAAUUUCAUCUACGAGAGACCCGACUUCCAGAACCCUCAGGUCUACAUUGCCAAAUCAGGCAUGAUUUGGGACGCCACUCUGAACCAGACCAACUCUACUGCCAACAACAACAAGUUUUACCGCAUUCAGAUCCUCACUACGGCGGAUGCCAAGAACUUCGUGACUUGGACUCGCUGGGGACGUGUCGGUGAAAACGGCCAGUCUGCGUGCCUUGGCGAUGGUACUCUGGAAGUGGCCCAGAAACAUUUCGAAAAGAAGUUCAAAGACAAGAGUGGCCUUGCCUGGAAGAACCGUCUCGAUACUCCCAGAAACGGAAAGUACACCUUCCUCGAGCGAAACUACGAAGAAGACGACGAAGAGGAAGAGAAGGAGAACGAGAAGAAGGCUGUUAAGAAAGAGCCUACCGAAGAGAGGCCCCCAGUCGAAAGCAAGCUGGAGAAGCCCAUCCAGGACCUGAUGUCGUUCAUCUUCAACCAACAACACAUGAACUCCGCUUUGGCAUCUAUGUCUUACGAUGCCAAGAAGCUGCCACUAGGAAAACUGAGCGAGAGAACACUGAAGGCUGGUUUCUCCGUGCUUAAGGAGCUAGCGGAACUGCUAGUUGAUUCGUCUCUCGCAACUACCCGGUACGGCACGAGCCUUGGACCUGCUCAGGAGAGCCUAAGCAAUCGCUAUUUCACCUUGAUCCCGCACGUCUUCGGCCGUAACCGGCCCCCGAUUUUGGUCAACGAUGCCAUGAUCCGGAAGGAGGUUGAGCUUCUGGAAGCCUUGACGGACAUGGAUGUCGCCAACGAGAUCCUGAAGGACUCGAAGCAGGCAGAUGAAAUCCACCAGCUGGAUCGCCAGUUCCAGAGUCUGGGCAUGGAGGAGAUGACACGCCUGGACCCCAAAUCAACCGAGUUCAGCGAGUUGUCCGACUACCUAAACAACUCUCGCGGCGCUACCCACCAUCUGGAGUACAAGGUAAUCGAUAUCUUCCGCAUCGAACGCAAAGGCGAAACAGACCGCUUCACAAACUCCCCCUUCGCAACCCUCUCAACCAGCAACCGCCGCCUCCUCUGGCACGGCUCCCGCAGCACAAACUUCGGCGGCAUCCUCAGCCAAGGUCUCCGCAUCGCACCCCCCGAAGCCCCCGUAAACGGCUACAUGUUCGGCAAGGGCGUCUACCUCGCCGACACAUCCAGCAAAUCCGCCAACUACUGCUGCUCCUACAACAGCGCCAACCAGGGUCUGUUAUUGCUGUGUGACGCCGAACUAGGUGAUCCCAUGUUCGAACUCGCUGAUAGCGAUUACUUGGCUGGUGAGAAUGCGAAAGCGGAGGGGAAAAUUGCGACACUGGGGAAGGGUAUUUCCAUUCCCGGUGGAUGGAAGGAUGCUGGUGUUGUUAAUGAGAAUCUGAAGGGCGUGCAGAUUCCGGAUGUGGGCGUGGGAUCGGUGAAGAGGGAGGAUGAUGACCGCGUUUAUUUGCAGUACAAUGAGUACAUCGUUUAUGAUGUUGCUCAAAUUCGGCAGCGGUAUUUGUUUUAUGUUCACAUGAAGUGA
Molecule: messenger RNA, 2163 nt
Organism: Penicillium subrubescens
Lineage: Eukaryota; Fungi; Ascomycota; Eurotiomycetes; Eurotiales; Aspergillaceae
Exons: 5
Coding region: 1-2163 (720 amino acids)
Molecular function (GO): NAD+ poly-ADP-ribosyltransferase activity
Source: RefSeq, a predicted model, not a curated record